GGUCAGAGGGGAAUGUACAGAAGUAACCUGGUUGAGUAUCGUCACAUCACCCCACACUCGGGUGUUUCAAGCCUCUGAACCGGCAACUGUGACAUCAUCAUGAUGUGAUUUCACCCCGGAAACGGAUGUCUUCUAAACGCCAGUAAUUCAUUGAAGUCUUCAACUCAACUGUUCAGGAUUGCGUGCAGGUUUAUCUCCACCGUGGUUGCAGCCUGUACGUGUCAUCCAGCCAUGGCACAGCAGGAAGAUGCUGCCAAGAAGCACCCAGCUAUGGCGGCAGUGCACUCCCACUUCAUUGUGGGAUCGGUGUCUGAGGAGAAUUCAGAAGAUGAAGUCCAAGGGAAACCGGAUGUGCAGCUGGAAGAGAAGGAGGGACGGUCUUUGUCACCUUCAUCCGGGAGCUCUGAUAGCACCAAUGACAAUAGCUUUGAGCACAUUGAUGCCUCCAUACUGAACAAUCUAAGGCCGAGCAUGUCUGGGCUGCACUUGAUGAAACAAAAUCGCGAUCGCCGACGUACUGAUCUGCAGAGGGACUUCACCGUGGCAUCUCCUGCUGAGUUUGUCACACGUUUUGGUGGCAACAAGGUCAUUGAGAAGGUGCUUAUUGCUAAUAAUGGAAUUGCUGCAGUUAAGUGCAUGCGCUCUAUUCGCCGCUGGGCUUACGAGAUGUUUCGGAACGAACGAGCAAUCCGAUUUGUGGUGAUGGUAACCCCGGAGGACCUGAAGGCCAAUGCCGAAUACAUAAAAAUGGCAGAUCAUUAUGUGCCUGUGCCAGGAGGGACUAAUAACAACAACUAUGCCAAUGUGGAGCUCAUUUUGGACAUAGCUAAACGAAUACCUGUGCAGGCUGUGUGGGCUGGAUGGGGUCAUGCAUCAGAGAACCCCAAACUGCCAGAGCUGCUCCAUAAGCAUGGCAUUGCUUUUAUGGGUCCUCCGAGUCAGGCGAUGUGGGCACUUGGAGAUAAGAUUGCUUCAUCUAUUGUGGCCCAGACUGCUGGCAUCCCCACCUUGCCAUGGAGUGGAUCAGGCCUGACAGUCAAAUGGCUUGAGGUCAACCAAAAAAAACGAAUUAUCAAUGUUCCUCAUGAUUUGUAUGAGCUUGGCUGCAUCCAUGAUGUAGACAAAGGCCUGGAAGCUGCUGACAAGAUCGGCUACCCAGUUAUGGUGAAAGCCUCAGAAGGAGGGGGAGGCAAAGGGAUCCGUAAAGUUAACAGCGCUGAUGAUUUCCCAAACCUAUUCAGACAAGUCCAGGCAGAGGUUCCAGGUUCCCCCGUGUUCGUCAUGCAGCUCGCCAGACAUGCCCGCCACUUGGAGGUUCAGAUCUUGGCAGACCAAUACGGCAAUGCCAUUUCCUUGUUUAGCAGAGAUUGUUCAGUCCAGCGGCGACAUCAGAAAAUUAUAGAGGAGGCGCCUGCCACCAUUGCCCCAUCUGAUGUGUUUGAAGAUAUGGAAAGGUGUGCUGUGAAGCUGGCCAAGAUGGUGGGCUAUGUAAGUGCGGGCACAGUGGAAUACCUCUAUAGCCAAGAUGGCAGCUUCUACUUCCUGGAGCUCAACCCUCGUCUGCAGGUUGAACACCCUUGUACUGAGAUGGUGGCUGAUGUCAACUUACCCGCUGCCCAGUUGCAAAUUGCAAUGGGCAUCCCCCUUUAUCGAAUCAAAGACAUCAGGAUGCUUUAUGGGACGCAGCCCUGGGGUGACUCUCCCAUCGACUUUGACGGUCUGUCGACGGCCGCCUCCCCACGAGGUCACGUCAUAGCAGCUCGCAUCACCAGUGAAAAUCCAGAUGAGGGUUUCAAACCGAGCUCCGGCACUGUACAAGAGCUAAACUUUCGCAGCAAUAAGAACGUGUGGGGCUACUUCAGUGUUGCAGCCGCUGGUGGACUGCAUGAGUUUGCGGACUCCCAAUUUGGACACUGUUUUUCAUGGGGAGAGAAUCGUGAAGAAGCCAUUUCUAACAUGGUAGUUGCUUUGAAAGAGUUGUCUAUCAGAGGAGACUUCAGGACCACUGUGGAAUACCUCAUAAAGCUGCUGGAAACACAAAGCUUUCAGCACAACACCAUCGACACGGGCUGGCUGGAUCGGCUCAUCUCAGAGAAGAUGCAGGCUGAGCGUCCAGACACAAUGCUGGGGCUUGUGAGUGGAGCUCUUCAUGUGGCAGAUGUUAAUCUAAGAAACAGUGUGUCCAUUUUCCUGCAUUCUCUGGAGAGGGGUCAGGUGCUGGCAGCACACACACUUCUCAAUACAGUGGAUGUGGAACUGAUCUAUGAAGACAUCAAGUACAUCCUGACUGUGACUCGCCAAUCUCCCAACUCAUAUGUGCUCAUCAUGAACAACUCCACAGUCGAAGUGGAUGUCCAUCGGCUAAGCGACGGAGGUUUGUUGCUGUCCUACGACGGCAGCAGCUACACGACCUACAUGAAGGAAGAGGUAGACAGUUAUCGCAUCACCAUAGGAAACAAGACCUGUGUUUUCGAAAAGGAGAACGACCCAUCGCUGCUGCGAUCUCCCUCAGCAGGAAAAAUCAUCCAGUACACGGUCGAAGAUGGCGGUCAUGUUUUUUCUGGCCAGUGUUACGCUGAAAUAGAAGUGAUGAAGAUGGUCAUGACCCUCACUGCUGCUGAGUCUGGUUGUAUUCACUAUGUGAAGAGGGCGGGAGCAUCACUUGAACCCGGCUGUGUCAUAGCCAAACUUCAACUUGACGACCCCACACGGGUGCAACAGGCAGAGCUACAUACAGGUACCUUGCCCUCUACCCAGGCUGUUGCUCUGCGAGGAGAGAAACUACACAGAGUUUUCCACAACACACUGGAUCAUCUUGUUCACGUCAUGAACGGCUACUGUCUCCCUGAGCCUUUUUUUAGCACCAAGUUGAAAGAGUGGGUCGAAAGGCUGAUGAAAACCAUGCGUGACCCCUCGUUGCCGCUGUUGGAGCUUCAAGACAUUAUGACCAGCGUCUCAGGUCGCAUCCCCCCUGCCGUGGAGAAAGCCAUCAAGAAGGAGAUGGCUCAGUAUGCCAGCAACAUCACCUCAGUGCUCUGCCAGUUCCCCAGUCAGCAGAUUGCAAACAUCCUGGACAGCCAUGCUGCAACGCUGAACAAGAAGUCUGAAAGAGAAGUCUUCUUCAUGAACACGCAAAGCAUUGUUCAGCUGGUGCAAAAAUAUCGCAGUGGGAUCCGAGGUUACAUGAAAGCGGUGGUGAUCGAUUUACUCCGACAAUACCUGAAAGUCGAGAUCCAGUUUCAGAAUGGACACUAUGACAAGUGUGUGUUUGCCCUGCGUGAAGAAAACAAAGGUGACAUGGCAAAUGUGCUCAACUACAUCUUCUCCCAUGCCCAAGUUACUAAGAAGAACCUGCUGGUAACAAUGCUGAUUGACCAGUUGUGUGGCCGUGAUCCUACACUGACGGAAGAACUGAUGGCCAUGCUGACUGAAUUCACCCAGCUCAGCAAGACAACAAACGCAAAGGUGGCACUUCGUGCACGGCAGGUGUUGAUAGCAUCUCACCUCCCCUCUUAUGAGCUCCGCCACAACCAGGUGGAGUCCAUCUUCCUCUCUGCCAUUGAUAUGUACGGCCACCAAUUCUGCAUUGAGAAUCUCCAGAAACUUAUCCUUUCCGAGACAUCAAUCUUUGAUGUUUUGCCCAACUUCUUCUACCACAGUAAUCAGGUUGUCCGAAUGGCCGCCCUUGAGGUUUAUGUGCGCCGAGCAUACAUCGCUUAUGAGCUCAACAGCGUGCAGCAUCGCCAGUUGAAGGAUAACACAUGCAUAGUAGAGUUCCAGUUCAUGCUCCCCUCCUCACACCCAAACAGAGGGAACAUCCCCACUCUAAACAGGAAAAUGUCUGCUCCUGCAGUCCUGGACAAUGUAAAAGCCAAAACGGUCUCAAUUGUUGAAUCUGCAGACAGGAUGUCAUUCUCAUCAAACCUGAACCACUAUGGCAUGGUGCACAUGGCUAGCGUGAGCGACGUUUUGCUGGACACAUCCUUUACGCCGCCCUGUCAGCGAAUGGGCGCCAUGGUCUCCUUUCGCUCAUUCCAGGAGUUCACCAAGAACAUAACAGAUGUGUUGAGUUGCUUCAGCGACUCUCCGCCCCCAAGCCCGACCUUCCCCGAGGGUGGGAAUCCCGUCCUGUAUGGUGAAGAGGACAACAAGAGCACCCAAGAGGAGCCCAUCCAUAUACUGAAUGUGGCUAUAAAGACCGACAGCGACAUGGACGAUGAUGGCCUGGCAGCCAUGUUUCGGGACUUCACCCAAUCAAAGAAAUCUCUGCUGUUUGAACACGGAAUCCGUCGCUUGACAUUCCUUGUGGCUCAGAAGGAUUUCAGGAAGCAAAUCAACUGUGAGGUGGACCAAAGGUUUCACAGAGAAUUCCCCAAAUUUUUCACAUUCCGCGCCAGAGAUAAGUUUGUGGAAGAUAGGAUCUACCGCCACUUGGAGCCGGCUUUAGCUUUCCAGCUGGAGCUCAACCGCAUGCGAAAUUUUGCCCUGACAGCAAUUCCCUGUGCCAACCACAAGAUGCACCUCUAUCUGGGUGCAGCGCGCGUAGAAGUCGGGGCAGAAGUUACGGACUACCGGUUCUUUGUGCGAGCCAUUAUCCGCCAUUCUGAUUUAGUCACAAAAGAGGCCUCAUUUGAAUACCUUCACAAUGAGGCCGAGCGUUUGCUUCUUGAGGCCAUGGAUGAGCUCGAGGUUGCUUUCAACAACACAACCGUGCGCACCGACUGUAACCACAUCUUCCUCAAUUUUGUCCCCACCGUCAUCAUGGACCCGUCAAAGAUCGAGGAGUCCGUGCGUUCCAUGGUGAUGCGUUACGGCAGCCGGCUUUGGAAACUGCGUGUCCUGCAAGCUGAACUGAAAAUUAACAUCCGCCUGACUCCGACGGGAAAGCAAAUCCCCAUUCGCUUGUUUCUCACAAAUGAAUCCGGCUACUACCUGGACAUCAGCCUCUACAAAGAAGUCACCGACUCCCAAACGGGACAGGUGGGGCCCAAAGACCGCCAGAUAAUGUUCCAGGCGUAUGGAGACAAGCAAGGUCCUUUGCACGGCAUGCUCAUCAACACACCCUAUGUCACCAAGGACUUGCUGCAGUCAAAGCGUUUUCAAGCCCAAUCAUUGGGCACCACCUACGUCUAUGAUUUUCCAGAAAUGUUUCGACAGGCUCUGAAAAAGCUGUGGCACUCAACCCAAGCUCAUGCAUUUGUACCCAAAUGCCCACUUCCCUCUGAGUUGCUGACCUUCACCGAGCUGGUGUUGGAUGCCCAAGGUCAACUGGUGCAGAUGAACCGACUGCCAGGUGGCAAUGAGAUCGGUAUGGUGGCAUGGCGAAUGACCCUCCGCUCACCAGAAUAUCCAACAGGGCGUGAGAUCAUCGUCAUCAGUAAUGACAUCACACACAAGAUCGGCUCCUUCGGACCUCAGGAGGACGUGCUGUUUCUGCGUGCCUCCGAAAUGGCACGAGAGGGUGGGAUCCCUCGUCUCUACAUUGCGGCCAACAGCGGCGCCCGCAUUGGCCUGGCUGAGGAAAUCCGUCACAUGUUCCACGUGGCCUGGCAAGAUCCAGCUGACCCGUACAAGGGUUUCAAGUAUCUAUACCUCACACCUCAGGAUUAUAAGAAAGUCUCAGCCCUGAACUCUGUACACUGCGACCAUGUGGAGGACGAGGGAGAAUCCAGGUACAAGAUCACUGACAUCAUUGGAAAGGACGAGGGGCUGGGCGUGGAGAAUCUGAAAGGGUCUGGCAUGAUUGCUGGAGAAUCCUCUGUGGCUUAUGAGGAGAUCAUCACCAUGAACCUGGUAACGUGCCGAGCCAUUGGAAUCGGAGCCUAUCUUGUGAGACUUGGUCAAAGAACCAUUCAGGUGGACAACUCGCACAUAAUCCUUACUGGGGCUGGAGCACUCAACAAGGUGCUAGGCAGAGAGGUUUAUACAUCAAAUAACCAGCUCGGUGGAAUCCAAAUCAUGCACAACAAUGGUGUGACCCACAGCACUGUUUGUGAUGACUUUGAGGGAGUCUUUACUCUCCUGCAGUGGCUCUCUUACAUGCCCAAGUGCAAAUUUAGCCCGGUGCCCAUUCUGAGUGCCAAGGACCCCAUCGAUAGGAAUGUUGAAUUUGUGCCAACAAAGGCACCCUAUGAUCCCCGUUGGAUGUUAGCUGGUCGUCCAAGCCAGAGUCCAAAAGGCUCUUCUUGGCAGAGCGGCUUCUUUGACCACGGCUCCUUCAUGGAGAUGAUGCAGCCAUGGGCUCAGAGCGUGGUGGUCGGCAGAGCUCGAUUGGGUGGGAUACCAACUGGAGUGGUUGCUGUGGAAACUAGGUCAGUGGAGCUGUCAAUCCCAGCUGAUCCAGCUAAUUUGGACUCAGAGGCCAAGAUCAUCCAGCAGGCUGGACAAGUGUGGUUCCCCGAUUCAGCUUUCAAAACAGCCCAAGCUAUAAAGGACCUGAACCGAGAGGGGCUGCCUCUCUUUGUAUUUGCCAACUGGAGGGGCUUUUCCGGAGGAAUGAAAGACAUGUACGACCAGGUGUUGAAGUUCGGUGCCUAUAUUGUGGACGGGCUCCGGGAGUACAAGCAGCCCGUCCUGGUUUACAUUCCACCCCAGGCCGAGCUGCGUGGAGGUUCCUGGGUGGUUAUAGAUCCCACCAUCAACCCUCGUCACAUGGAGAUGUACGCCGACAAGGACAGCCGAGGUGGAGUGCUGGAGCCUGAGGGGACAGUGGAGAUCAAGUUUAGGAGGAAGGACCUGGUGAAGACGAUGAGACGAGUCGAUCCCAUCUACACGAGCUUGGCCGAAAGACUGGGAACCCCAGAGUUAAGCCCUCCUGACCGCAAAGAGCUGGAGACAAAACUAAAAGAGCGGGAAGAGUUUCUGUUGCCGAUCUACCACCAGGUGGCUGUUCAGUUUGCAGACCUCCACGACACUCCGGGCCGCAUGCAGGAGAAGGGCGUCAUUACGGACAUCCUGGAGUGGCAAACAUCCCGACAGUUCUUCUACUGGCGCCUCCGCCGCCUCCUCCUGGAAGAGACAGUCAAGAGAAAGAUCCAAGCAGCCAACAGCGAGCUGACAGACGGACAAGUGCAGGCAAUGCUGCGCCGCUGGUUUGUUGAGGCAGAAGGCGCUGUCAAGGCCUAUCUGUGGGACAACAACGAGGAGGUGGUGGGAUGGCUCGAGAGGCAGCUGGCCGAAGACGAGGGAGCGAGGUCCGUCAUCGAUGAGAACAUCAAGUACAUUCGCCGUGAUCACAUCCUCAAGCAGAUUCGCAGCUUCGUUCAAGCUAACCCAGAGGUGGCAAUGGAUUCCAUCGUGCACAUGACCCAGCACAUCUCACCGACACAGAGAGCUGAGGUGGUGCGUAUAUUGUCCACUAUGGAGACCUCAACCUCCUCCUAGCGCUGAGUCCACAGCCGUCUAGCUCGGGGUCUGGGCUGCCAAGCAACGUUCGGAGGAGCCAACGUGAGCGCCCCUUGGCAGCCGCCAGGGAACCAAUGAAUCGUUGGUAAUGAUUCUCAACAAUGUGAUAUUUUGUAAGUUGUCUUAACAACCAAUUUGGAUAAAAGUGCAUAUGUUGCAUUCAAGUUCAAUUGGCUAAUUAUAUUUGAUGACCAAUUGGAUCUGGUGUGGGGUUUGAACUAACCAACUGGAAUGUUGUCAUAUUCCAAUGCAUCAUGCUUUCGGACAACGUAGUCAUAGUUAAAUAUUUGGAGGACAAUGCCAACAGCUUUGGCGAGAAAGUGUCUUUUAAACUACCAACGAGGGCGCACUUAGUUACUGAGCAGAAAAAUAGCAAGAACGUUAUAACCCAUUUGGACAGAAGAGCACAGCGGGGAGCAAAAGGAGCCCUUUUAGCCGCUGACUGCUUCCCAGUUCUCCUGCGGUGAACACAAAACUACAGCUGUCCCUUCUGUUCCCACUUCACGCUGCUCCACAUGCACUUUAUGCCGCUUCGCUGUUCACGUUGCAUACCGAAUCAAACAUGCCCUCGCUGAAAAUGUGGCAUCCAUGUCAUCACGCUCACUGUUACACACACAUGCGGUGAACACGUAGAAAUUGAAUGGGAAAUGCUAAUGGUACUACACGCAGAGAUGAUAACGGCAUUUUUUUUUUCUUUUCUCAACAUUUAUUUUGUCUCAUGUAUCUUGUUAGUCUUCAAAACAAUCACUGAAAAUAGCAUUGUGGUUAUAGAUUUGUUUUUACAAUAGGACAUAUUUGGAAUACAUGAUGAGAUCACCUCUGUUCAAUGAUUCAUGUCACGUAAGCAAAUGUCUCACUGUAGUUCGCGUUGAUUCUGUUUAUUAAUAUUUUGUACUAAAUGUCGCUAAUUUUUCGUAACAGGUUAUUCUCAGUUGCAAAUUUCCCUGCUUGAUUUUGGUUUGGGAAAAAAAAAGUUACUUUGUGACAAGUGUAUGACAGAGGUACUGUACAGACAGUAUGUUUAAUGCUAAACUGCACUGUAAAUGUUGAACUCAGUCCUUGACAUCACUGCCUCAUUAUGUUCGCUUUACAAUGUGAAAACGGCUUUGUGCUCAGUGCUGUGCCUUUAUUUUUUUUUCUUGACCUGGACUGACUUGCCAGCCAGUUUUGCUUUUUAACGCACAGGUUGUAACCUUGAAAUAAUGGUGAAAUAAAGGCGUGUCGGCAAUCGAAAAUAAAGCGUAGCCACG
Messenger RNA from Hippocampus comes (tiger tail seahorse), 8654 nucleotides. RefSeq names its product acetyl-CoA carboxylase alpha (gene acaca). Gene Ontology annotation, molecular function: ATP binding; metal ion binding; acetyl-CoA carboxylase activity. Lineage: Eukaryota; Metazoa; Chordata; Actinopteri; Syngnathiformes; Syngnathidae. The record is from RefSeq and is a predicted model, not a curated record. Gene Ontology annotation, biological process: fatty acid biosynthetic process. The transcript has 55 exons. The coding region runs from base 232 to 7383 and encodes 2383 amino acids. Gene Ontology annotation, cellular component: mitochondrion.